GCAGCUGUAGCACCAUCCAUGAUGCUCUUGGAAAACGUGAAGAGGCAUCUGACGCGUCCUGUGUGGAUUAAUGCCGAUAUUCUUCCUGGUCCAAAUGGAAAUAGCAGAGUAGUGGAUGCAAAACCUUUUAUAGACACUGUGACAUCUUUCUUUCCAGAUGUGACAUUUUCCCUGGGUUGGACAACAGGAUGGCAUCCUGAGAAAGUCAACGAAGGUUACAGUUGGACAAUGGUAAAAGAGAUGGAAUAUAUAUGUAGUGAACUGAAUCAGCCUGUAACAUUUCCUGUCAGAGCAGCAUUAAUCAGGCAGUCUUGUUCUCAGUUACUCUGGCUGUUACAGAAAUCAAACAGGUACAGCCUGACUGUUUGGACUGGAAAAAAUGAUAACUAUUCCAUUGAAGAUUUACUUUGUAUUAGAGAUCAUUUCGACAGAAAGCAAGUUUUCUAUGACAUCUUGGAACCACAAAAUCAUGAAUUUAAACAAGCCAUUGGACUCAAAAGUUAAUCUCUAAGAGGAUUCUUCUAAAUUAUUUUGUGUUUUGGUUUUGUAAUCCUUCUCCGCUUUGGUCUAAAUUAAUUAUCUUAUAAAUUAUGAUGAUUGAUUUGUGCUCUAAUUCAUCCAAUCAAAAAUACUUAUUGACUAUAUGCCUAAUACUUACCGUAUUAGACAUAUGUUCUUAUAAUACUUAUCUAAAAGAUUUGGAAAGAAGAAAUUUCAAUAGGCCUAGUCUAAUAGUAAUUUAGGAAAAUGAUAAUUUAAUACCCUUUAUAAAAAGUAAUUUUGAUAUACUGAAGAUAAAUGAAGGAAUCCAUGUGUCAUAAAACAGGUAUAAAUCACAUUUUUUUGGCACUUGCUUUCCAGAGAUUCCACAGAAACAUGGCACCCUCUUUCCUUUUCCUGAAGAACUGGUUAUUUCAGAGACUACAAAAGAAUAAGAAGGCUUAAAAUUUUUUUUAACUUUCACAGGCGUGAACAAGCUUUCUCAUAACAAAAUCAAAUCCUUUUACUGAAAACAUUAUAGAUUUAAUCAGAUGGAUGUAGAAUUUCCAUAUUGUUGGGAGCAUACGACAGCUGUGUGUAUUUUUGUAUUCUUUGUUUCAAUCAUAGUAUCUUCUCUAUAGUGAACAAAAUAGUAUUGGAGAGGAGAAUUUUAAUCCUGGAAACUUAUAAUUUGAUUUUCAAGUUUCUCGUAAGUACCACCUUAGUUCAGGCCUUGUUCUCCUACUAGAGUUUAAAGAACUAGUUCUUCAUGACUUCAUUCUUCACACUCUACUCAGAGAUACCCUGAGUAUUUCGCUGAAGAAAAAGCUUAAAAACACCUCUUCAUUUAUGCCAAAUCAAAAACCUCCAGGGGUUUCCUAAAUUCUACUUCAUUGAUUUUCUCUCUUUUAAGGCCCUAUAUCCUCAUAAUGUAGUCCCACUCUGAAAGUCAGCUUAUUGUCCUCCAACACAGUCCUUCAUUUCAAAAAUGCAUGCAUCAGUGGUCUCUAGAUUUUACUUUAACAGUUAAUUUUAACUAUUUAAUACUGUUCACUGAUUGUAUAAUACAUGUUAGUUAUGUCUCCUCAGCUAGAUCAUAAAGUAAGCCAUGGUAAGGAGCAUUCUUUUUUAAAGAUUUUUAUUGGGGAAGGGGAACAGUGUGUUUUUUCAGGACCCAUCAGCUCCAAGUCAAGU
Messenger RNA from Hipposideros armiger (great roundleaf bat), 1674 nucleotides. It is a transcript of the gene FAM151B, whose product is annotated as family with sequence similarity 151 member B. The record is from RefSeq and is a predicted model, not a curated record. The transcript is spliced from 3 exons. Bases 19 to 504 code for a protein of 161 amino acids. Lineage: Eukaryota; Metazoa; Chordata; Mammalia; Chiroptera; Hipposideridae.